Molecule: messenger RNA, 2202 nt
Organism: Perca fluviatilis (European perch)
Lineage: Eukaryota; Metazoa; Chordata; Actinopteri; Perciformes; Percidae
Exons: 3
Coding region: 669-1172 (167 amino acids)
Biological process (GO): negative regulation of smoothened signaling pathway
Cellular component (GO): ciliary membrane; Golgi apparatus
Source: RefSeq, a predicted model, not a curated record
GAGCUGCCUGGAAUUUAGUUCUCAUUGCUGAGGGAGGACAGCACCGCCUUGCGAAAAACACACUUGAUAUGCGUUUGUGAAGCUUUUUAAAGAGGAUAAGUGACGGUAUUCAGCCUAUGAGUGUGGAGAUUUGAAGCUCCAGAAACGCGCUUUUGAGCAUGGGCGGUGUUACCCGUCUGCGUGCGUCCAGAGGAAAGCAGAAGCUUUCAUACGGGGACAGAGAGCUCGGGGGCUCAAUGCAGACUCGGGAAAUAAGUCGACUGCAUGCAUGAAUUCGGUUUCACAGCUGGAGAUUUAAUCAGCGUUUAAAAAAGCAAAUUCUCAACUCUGCUUUCUACAAAUAUCACCGGAAUGUGGUGGAGCAUCCGGAGCUAAAAGUGACCCAUGAGUACGGGCAGCGAGCCUCUCCUCCUGGGCUGGAGAAGGGCCAGCAGGUCGGGGCAGGCUCGGCUGUUGGAGGACUAAAUAAAAGGGGAUCAUUUGAGGGAACAGUCUGAUUAUCUCACCGCCGGGGAACAAGCGCAAUGUGUGGACCAAUCGUGGGUCAAGCCGACCCCUUCACCGCAAGUUCCCUAACGCUGGCUGGCUUUAGGUUACUGCCUUCUAAAUGUCCCGCCUCUCUUUAGGUGAGACACAUAAGACACUGACAUCCACCUGUUUCCACCGACAUGGAUAAACUCACCGUGAUAUCAGGAUGCCUCUUCCUCGCUGCAGACAUCUUUGCCAUCGCCAGCAUCGUCAACCCGGACUGGAUCAGCACAGGAGGAUCAGCUGGCUCUCUGACUGUGGGUCUGGUCCGCCAGUGCCAGACCAUCCACGGCCGAGACCGGACCUGCAUGCCCCCGCAGCUGCCCCCAGAGUGGAUCACCACGCUCUUCUUCAUCAUCCUGGGCAUCAUCUCCCUCACCGUCACCUGUGGUCUGCUGGUGAUGUCACAAUGGCGCCGCGAGGCCGCCCGAUACGCCCGAUGGAUUGCCUUCACAGGGAUGGUCCUGUUCUGCAUGGCUGCUCUCAUCUUCCCCAUGGGCUUCUACAUCAACGAGGUUGGAGGACAGCCAUAUAAGCUCCCCAACAACACAGUGGUGGGCUCCUCCUACGUACUCUUCGUUCUGUCCAUAUUCUUCACCAUAGUGGGACUGCUGUUUGCUGGGAAGGUAUGCCUGCCCGGCUGACUUCUUCCUCUCUUUUUAUAGAGAAACACCACUAUUGGAGGCUUUUUAUUUUGCAUCGACUCUUUCCUGGCAGUGUUGAAAGUAGAGUGAGGUAAAUCAAAACUGUGGAGCACCUGUGUGUGUUUUCCUUUUGGAUGAAUUAUCACGGGAGCCAAAAUCGCUGCGUUCCAUCCGAGACUGGGCAGGCACAGAGAGUUCUUAAAUGGCCUCCAUCAUUGUCAUUCUGAACGAUGAAUGUGAAGUGAUUCUGAACUGUAUUAUCCGUCGUCAUCCUCAUUCUAUCAACCAUGAUGCACAUAGACUGACAUGGCCUGAUGCAAGCCAAAACACCAAAUAUCCGCCGGUCACCUUCAAUAUGAUGGAGGCCCUUCCCUGACCACAGCUACAUGAAACAAUCUGUAAAAUAUACAACGUUUCACUUAUUGGCACAUUUUAUUUAUUUGAUUAGUUUUUUUUUUUGUAAAAGUAUUUUUGAAUAAAAUGCCUAUCCCAGAGUUCCCCUGCCAAUAACACUAUAUGUGUGGUGGAUCACUUUGCCUUAAAGGGCUUUUAACCUUAUAUAAUUAACUAUAUUGUUGAGUUGUAGGGUCUUGGGAUUAAUUCUAGAAUUCUGGAUACAUUAAAUGAUUUAGCCAUAGAUUUAGCAUAAAAACCCCAAAACUGGAAUGUAAAAUGGACUUUCAGGCAACAUCUGUCCAAAUUGAUCACUAUGGGGGUGAGUAAUGAAAAGUUGUAUCCAGGCAGAUGAGCUGGUCUCUAUGAUGCUGUUGAGAUAAACCUUCAACAGUAUGGAUCAGCUUUGUUCUUUUUAGUGAUGUAGUGAAUGUAUUAUUCACCUUUCUGAGCAUUUCCUGUUGUUUAAACACUGUAUCAUGCAACGACUGAAUAUAUGAAUAAUUUGUUUCCUAUAAUUGAGACAAUGUCAAUUUCAUUUCUGGAUAGUCAGUCUGUCAUUUCCUAGAAGCACUGUGAUGUUCUUGAAGGAGCAUGGAAGAUCUCAUCCUAUUAAAAAAUGAGUUAUUGGAAGACA